Messenger RNA from Chiloscyllium plagiosum (whitespotted bambooshark), 2256 nucleotides. It is a transcript of the gene pyroxd1, whose product is annotated as pyridine nucleotide-disulphide oxidoreductase domain 1. Gene Ontology annotation, molecular function: oxidoreductase activity. The record is from RefSeq and is a predicted model, not a curated record. NCBI's taxonomy places the organism in Eukaryota, Metazoa, Chordata, Chondrichthyes, Orectolobiformes, Hemiscylliidae.
CGUUAUUUCCGGGUUUCGGUCGGAGAGUGGGUCGCUGCGCUGCCAUGGCGACGGUGCCUGAACCUGUUCGAGCUCGGUUUAUCAUAGUGGGGGGAGGGGUGGCGGGGGUCACCUGCACUGAACACCUUGCUGGCCAGUUUCCAGAAGAUGACAUCCUUCUAAUUACAGCGUCACCUCUAAUAAAGGCAGUGAUGAACUUCAAACAGGUUUCCAAGACAUUAGAAGAGUUUGAGGUUGAAGAAAAACCUUCUCAUAUACUGGAAGAGCACUAUCCCAAUGUUAAAGUGAUACAGUCUGCAGUUCGAAGACUUGAUGCAGCAAAUCAUAAACUGCACACAGAAGAAGACACUGAGUACAUUUAUGAGAAGCUCUGUAUAUGUGCUGGAGCAAGGCCGAAACUGAUAGUCCAGCACAAUCCAUUUGUAUUAGGAAUUCGGGAUACAGACAGUGCAAAGGAAUUUCAAAAUCGUUUGGCUAAAGCUAAAAGGAUUACUGUUAUAGGGAAUGGCGGUAUAGCACUUGAAUUGGUCUAUGAAGUUGAAGGAUGUGAAGUGAUUUGGGCAAUAAAAGAUAAAGCUAUUGGAAAUACUUUCUUUGAUGCAGGAGCAGCUGAAUUUUUGAUUCCCCAGCUUAAAGCCGAUAAGCCCGAGGCUCUUCUCCCUUGUAAAAGGACAAAAUACACAACAGAAGGUUUGGACCAGGAAAGAAAAGCUCUUUCUGAAGAUGGAGCACAUGGUAGUGCAUUGGGACCAGACUGGCAUGAGGGCAUGAAGUUGAAAGGCACAAAACCGAUUUCCCACAGAAUCCAUGUUGAAUACCAAUGUGAGGUUGAUAAGAUUUACCUGCAAGAUGAGUUUACAGCAUCACAGAAAACAUCAUUGGCAUUCCCUGAAAAUGGAUCAGAAGAAAGAAAAAGAAAAACAGAUGAUGAAUCUUGGCCUGUUUAUGUACAGUUGACAAAUGGGAAGAUUUAUGGUUCUGAUUUAAUUGUGAGUGCAACUGGAGUAAUACCAAAUGUUGAACCAUUCAUCUCAGACAAUCCUUUUGCUGUGGCAGAAGAUGGGGGUCUGAAAGUAAAUGAGCUGAUGAAUACCUCAAUCCCAGAUAUCUUUGCUGCAGGCGAUGUCUGUACUGUAUCUUGGGUGCCUCGUCCACUUUGGCAACAGAUGCGACUGUGGACCCAGGCUAGACAGAUGGGAUAUUAUGCAGCAAAGUGUAUUGCAGCGGAAAUGUCAGGGGAACCGAUCGAAUUGGAUUUCUGCUUUGAAUCAUUUGCCCACGUCACCAAAUUCUUCAAUUAUAAGGUGGUAUUGCUCGGGAAAUACAAUGGUCAGGGUCUGGGGCCUGAUCAUGAGCUGUUGCUGCGUUGCACCAGUGGCCAGGAGUAUGUGAAAACAGUGAUGCACAAUGGAAGGAUGAAGGGAGCUGUGCUUAUCGGUGAAACUGACUUAGAAGAGACCUUUGAAAACCUCAUUUUAAAUCAGAUGGAUCUUACUGCAUAUGGAGAGGAUUUACUCAACCCAAAUAUUGACAUUGAAGAUUAUUUUGAUUGAGAGGAGCAAACCUGUAACACGUCAUUUGCAUUUUAAUAUGCAGGUUCUACAAUUCUGCCUUGAUGGACAAAAGUAAAGUACUCAAUGGUUAUUCGAGAUCCCAUGGGCUUAAUGGAUGAGAUGCAGGAGAUUCCCGAACUGUCCUAGCUUAUCUUCCUCCCUAAACCAGAAUCAACAACCAGAUUAGAUGGUUGGAGCAAAUGACUGCAGAUGUUGGAAUUACAGCAGAUCAGGCAGCAUCCAUGGAGAGACAGUGAUUAGAGUCUAGAUGAGCCAUGAUUUCCAGCAUUUUGUGUUUUCAGAUUAGAUGGCUGUUUGGGGAGGAUGAUGUGUAUAAAUUGGCUGUCAUGUUUGUUUACAUAAAGAAGCAGCAAUACUUUAAAGUCAUUCAUUGACUCAAGCAUUUUUAGAUAUCUUGAGGAUUUGCAGAAUGCAUUUUCUAUCCUAAGAGUAACAAAUGCAUUAAGUUGAAUUUAUAUAGAAUUGUCUAAAAUUAUUUCAAUCUUUUUCUGGCUUCUCCAAACAAAUUGAGUUCUUGUAGCAAAAGGAAGUGCUCUGAAAUAUGUUUAGUGUUUGAUUGAGAAUGGCCUCAUAAGAAUAAUUACAUUGUAAAGGCAACAACUUGUAACUAUUUUUAACAGCAUCAUGACUGCAGUAGCAAUUUGUAUGAUGUAUUUAAUAUAGUAAAAUAUCCAAGGCACUU